AUGGUUGCAGAAGGUGCCAGUGGCACCAUUGGGAGGCUCGAAGCCGGUGCCUUGGCACACAGACGAUCAGUGUCAAACACGAUGGCCAAUCGACAGGCGGCCCACGCCGUGCUGGUGGAACGGCGGGUGCUGAUGGCUGUCACAGUCUUUGUGAGCCUUGGGCUUCUCUUCUGGAUAAUCGCAAUUUCCACCGAUUACUGGGGCAUUGUAGACGGGGGUAAGGGCAUCUACGUGCCCACCACCAAGCGGUACUUUUUGCAGUCGCAUUCCGGAAUUUGGAAGAGUUGUCGCAUGGCCUAUGAGAACAAAACGAAGGAAAUUGUCGUAGAUCCGUGUGUCUACCACAAACUCUUCCCAAAGGUCAAGCCUCUCCAUAAAACUUUUCUAGACUACCAGAGGACGGUGGCAUCCUUCUCAAUCAUCAGUCUCUUAAUAACCAUCAUGGGGUUGAGCUUCUCCCUCUACACCUUCCAUCACACACGAUAUAUGUACAAGCGCCUCGCUGCCUGCAGUCACGUCAUAGCUGCCGGCUGUGUUCUCAUUGUGAUAGAAGUAGCAGUGUCUCUGUACCACUACGAGGCAGCUCACUUACCCAACAGGCAUCCCCCCGGCUCCACCUGGAGUUAUGGCUUCUCCUUCAUGCUCGCCUGGGUCACCUUUCUCGCUGAGGCAGCUGCAGCUAUUGCCUUUGGAAUCUGCUCCCGCAAGAGGAAGAAAGAUAAAGCCCCAGACGACCAGUAUGCCAUUGAAGAGGAACCCACCAUUAUUGGCCGAUAGAACCAUACGCAAAUAUACCGACAGUAGUCACCAGCUGAAGUAUGGUACACGUCUGGCUCAUGGCUCGCUGCUUGCAGUAGACGACCCAGGUCAAGCAGGGGUUUGGUGGAUGCUGCAGCUCCUCCCGCUUGAAACAACUACAGAAAAACAAUGUGCUCAAAUGGAAGGGUUUAAGAUUAUACCGAGUAUAAUUAGGAAGCAGCAAAUUUUAAAUUGUACUUCUUUUUAUCUUCUUUUGUGCUGCCUAAGUGGCUACUGUCUUAUGCACCCCAUGCCCAACCUGAGAGAGGUUGUGCAAAAGAACCGGAUUACAGAGCUAACAGUGGAUCUUUGCGAGAGACUACUGCGCAUACCUACAAUAUCUACAUAACACAUGUAGAUACAAUCUCGACAAAACAUAAAUGUUAUCAUUUCCACUGAAAACUUUAGUCAUUUGGUAGGUUAUAGUCUCAUCAAAUAACAGUUCAUUCAUCUAGCCGGUGUAAAAUGUGGACACAAUUCCAAAUUACCUGGUAUCUUAGAUCAUCAAUAACAACAAAGAGAUUUGCUAUUUUCCUUAGACCAGAGGUUUCAUCAUGUCUGAUAAGGGAUAAUAAGAUUUAGCUGUCUAUUAGACUGGGUGCCAUAUAGAAUCUAAUAGAUUUUCUUGUAAAUAUAAGGACACAAGUCUACAGUAAAUAUAUCAUUCUUAUGUUAGUUCAUUUGAUGAACAUGGAGUCCCUACUGUUAAGAAUUUUAUACAUUGUAAAUAUUCCUGGGUAUAAUGUCUUGUUUUAUCUAUGUCCUCAAACUUAAUGUUGUUGUUGUUGUUGUUGUUGUUUUUGUUAUUGUUUUUAUUGUUAUUAUUUAGUACACACCAAUAAAUAUAUAUAGGUGAUUCUUUUCA
Cherax quadricarinatus is the source of this 1663-nucleotide messenger RNA. Lineage: Eukaryota; Metazoa; Arthropoda; Malacostraca; Decapoda; Parastacidae. The record is from RefSeq and is a predicted model, not a curated record.